AUAAGGUCGUAUUUCGAAUACCGGAUAUUAAACGCGGUCAACUCAAUUUUGCGACGUGACCUUUGAUCAGUUAUGUUUCUGUCGUUUCUGCGCUCGCAGUUGGACAUCCCAUUAUAUUGUUUAUGGCUUGUUGUUACACUUUUACUUUGCAACCUAAAUAGUGUUUGCAAAGCAGAAAUAGACAACGAAUUCGCUGAGUUUGAAGAUCCAGAUGAUUUGCCACAAAAACCUAAUCUUUUUGAAUUUUUCGAAAAGCCUUGUCAAUUUCAUGAGUGAAUUUGGUGGGAGUUGGAAUUGGUAGUAGCCUAAUCAUUCAUAAACGUUCAGUGACAUUUAAUACCAUAAAUACACUGAUUUGUUCCUCACCAAUGUGAACAUUUGCAUCACGUGUAAUGCACCGUAAACUUGAUAAAUGCUGUCCAGUUCUUUCGAAGCUUUCACUAUCGAUAUUUCUGAACCUGUUCCAGUUCAGUCGAUUCGGCAACAGAAAUCUGAAAAUGUUGAUAAGAACAUUUCGGACAGUAAUGCUUAUGAUGAUUCAGGAGUCAAUCAAGAUAACUCAGCAAUGCAUGCAAGUAAAUCGCUUUCAGCUAAUAAAAUCGUUUCCACGGAUAGUGAAUUAGAAGUAGAAUUGGAAGACUUGAAACCUGACGAUGAUGAAGAGUUUGAAGGUUUGUCCCCGCAUCAACCAGUAUCAUCAAAUGGUGAUAAAGCUAAUAAAGGCGGUAAAAGAAAUUUGAUCAUCGCGAAAGUCCCACAUCACUUGACUCGUUCAUGGGAUAAUUUUCAUUUGGAAAUACUUUUCAUUUUGGCCUUAUUAGUGUACAUGUUGAAUUUUGCAAUUGGACGUUCAAAAAACACACAAUUGGCAAACACAUGGUUCGCUGCUCAUCAACCUUUACUGGAGGCUAAUUUUGCUGUGGUUGGCGAUGAUGGUCAAGCUGAACCUGGAACUGGUACACUGAUGAAAGAAUCAGAACAUUUAUAUUCACUUUGGUGUACUGGCACUGUACAUUGUGAUGCUAUGCUUAUUGAACUGCGUUUAGUUAGACGUCAGUGUUUAUUUUUUGCUAUCGCGCAUUGGAUUAGACCAAUUCAUGAUAGUAUUGUAGUCAAAGUAAUUAUGGAUGAUAAUGAAAUGGACGGUUGGGUUAUGUCAGUGGGUCGUAAACGUUGUCUUCAAGCCUUAGUCAAAGAUCAUCAAGACUUAGCUGUCUAUUGUCCAGAUAAACGUGGUCAACGCUUUCAACAUCUUCCAGAGUCAUUUAUUGUAUUAAAUGAAAUUCCCGAGGUUGUUUUAGCUAUUCUCAAUCCACCCGUUUGUAAGUUUUUAUGUGAACAUGAAGAUUCAAUUGACUACUUGUUCUUUUCGGAUCAAUACAGUGGACCAAAACCUCCACAAGAGGACACAAAUGUUCCUGCCAAACCGCCAGUCACUCAGAAAGCGCUUAUUUUCUCCUUUCGAUAUGUUCCGACGACAAAGUCGAAGUCUUCAUCCACACCGACAGCAAAUGAUGAAACAAUCAGUCAACAGAAUAUUGAAUCGUCUACAGCUCUGUUUCAUUUCAUUUUCUAUAUAAUUGAAAAAGUUCGACGAUUUCGUCUAAGUAAAGAGGGUAAAAGUAAAUCUGAAAAGAAUAGACAACGUGCUCAUGAUUCUCGCAUUAAGUCAAUGCAUAGUCAACGCCAAGAAGCAGCUCAAAAUCGUCGUGGUGAACGUAUGCGUGCUGUUAAAGAGCGUAUAAUGGCCGAGGAUGAUCCUGAAAAAGCUAGAAAACUUGAGGAAAAAGAACAACGCAAAGAGAAGGCGAAGAAAAUGCCAAAAAUGAAAAUGCUCAAAAUGAAAUAAUCACGAUUAAUCGCAGUGAAAUUGUAUUCGCCUUUUUCCCACCGCCCACUUCCCUUGCUUCCCGACCCUCGCCCCCCCAGUCACCUCCCUACAACUAGCAACAACAUGAAGAAUCUGUCCAUCCGUCUAUGCACACCUAUACACAUACGUAUGUUGUUCACACCUAGUCGUUUCUACCCUGUUUUUCUAUUCCGUUCUCAUGAUUCUUUUUAAUCAGCAGUGGUGCGCGGAGUGUUUCUUUUUCUCUUUGUGUUAUGUUAUUAAGUCAUCUGUGCGUUCUUUGUGUGUAUUUGUGUUUGUGUGGUAUUUCUUUAUUGUUUUAUCUUGUAUUUCUAUGAUUAACGUGUACCCUUGAUCUACCCCACUUACUGUGAUGAUCUAUGAUUCCUUCAUGCUUAUCUGAAUUAUUCCCUCCCUCCUACUUGUCCUUGCCUUUUGCCCAAUCUUUUGUGUGUGUGUGUGUGUAUGUGAGUACAUGCCUAGUCCGUCAUUGGUAGUGUCCAACCAACUUGGUGACUCCUGGUUCUCUAAUCCUACUCCACCUACUAAAAAGAUAGUUUAAGGUGGUGGUAUAACCAAGGUCGUAGUAUCCAUUUCAACCCUCAUACACACAGCCAUACACACACACACACAAACAUACUUUAUCUAUGGCUCAUUGGUUCACACUGUAAACUCUUUCACAACAUGUGUUGAAACUUCUUCACUCUAUGUGUACAUAUUAUACCGUAUGGAUGAGAGGUAGUGUUACUAUUAAAAUGGAUAAUAAAGUAGUCCUAUUGUUCUUUCAUAUAUAUAUUUACAAGUUUUCCCUAUGUGUGCGUGCUUGAGUGUGUGUGUGUGUACUUUGUAUUCUUCAUUUCCUUUCCCCCGUGUGUAUGUGUGUGUUUUAAGGAUUCAUAUACAUGCGUAAUCUUCGUAAUGUAUUAUUAUUAUUAGUAUUAGUAUUCUUAGUCAUAGAGACACACGAGCACACUUAGUAGUAGCCAAAUUCUUAUUUAUUUGAAGUGUAUAUUUCCUUUUGUCACGAGGUUUGUGCAUGCACAGAAAAUGCAGCCAGUAGUCGUGUGAUAAGAGAUGAGAGGUGUCAUGUGUUCUCUAUGCAAAAAUGUACUGUUAUGAUGAAAUAUACACAUUUAUAUUUAUAAUAAAAUAGUUUAAAAGUUUGUACGCAGUUUGCAGUUCUCUUCUGCUUUUUGUAGUUUGCAAACGCUGCUUGUUUGAUGAUGGUGUUUUGUCUGGCUUGAAAUUCAUCAGUUGGAUAUAUGUAUUUGCAUUCCGAUGAGUUUUGGAGCUAAAGAGAGAGGGAGAGAGGGCAAAGAGAGACUAUACAGAUGUUCAGUAAAGGCUAAUGCUUUUGGAAAUUCACAUGGUAAAAAGCCCAGAUUUUUUUGUUCAACUGCGAAAUAUUUUCAUGAGCUAUACAAUCGUAAUUAUAAUUAACACAGAAACUUUUUGGC
Molecule: messenger RNA, 3306 nt
Organism: Trichobilharzia regenti
Lineage: Eukaryota; Metazoa; Platyhelminthes; Trematoda; Strigeidida; Schistosomatidae
Source: the annotation of a GenBank genome assembly